This is a messenger RNA of Penicillium olsonii, 648 nucleotides long. Lineage: Eukaryota; Fungi; Ascomycota; Eurotiomycetes; Eurotiales; Aspergillaceae. The record is from the annotation of a GenBank genome assembly.
AUGAGAUUCUCAUACCUUCAAUCCGGGCUCACGCCGCGGGUCACUCAUUCUACAUCCCGUCGCGUUUUAUCCAGCUCGGCACCAGCCCAAGCCUGUUCUUCGGGCCAUUGCAGGAAGCCCGGUCAAGAGCAACCCAGUUCAGCCUCUGCCAGCGGCCAAUUGGCGGUCGCAACGUCUCAGCCAUUACGGUCAGCCUGGAUGAUGGACUUCUGGACGUGCAGGUCUACGUGGAAGCGCGCCGGCCUCAAUACUCUGCGCUGUCUGGUCGGCUGCACCGCCGGCGACUUCUCCGCAUUAUGGAUGCUUCAAACCUACUAUCUGGACCUCGGGAUGGGAACCAUCAUGAUGGCCUCCAUGGCCAGCGGCAUUACGACUUCGAUUAUCCUCGAAACGAUUCUUCUCCGGCGCGGAGCGGACCAGCUGUCGUGGCCCCUGGCGGCACGCACUGCGAUGGGCAUGAGUAUGGUCUCGAUGGUAGCUAUGGAGAUGGCUGAAAAUAUGGUGGAUUACCACUUGACCGGAGGCCAGGUCAAUCUUGAGGACCCGCAGUUCUGGAUGGCGGCGGUCUUAUCGAUCGGUGCUGGUUUUUUCGCCCCCUUGCCAUACAACUAUCUACGCUUGCGCAAGUAUGGAAAGGCGUGUCAUUAA